Candidula unifasciata is the source of this 462-nucleotide messenger RNA. The record is from the annotation of a GenBank genome assembly. Lineage: Eukaryota; Metazoa; Mollusca; Gastropoda; Stylommatophora; Geomitridae.
AUGUUGCUGACCGCUGUCAUCAGUCUGGGCUUGUUGAGCCUAGUCCACGGACAGUGUGCCUUGAAGACAGUUGCAUUUACUGCUGCCUUGAGCCACAGUCAGACCGUCGACAACAACCAAGUCGUGGUGUACGACAACACCAUCACCAACCAUGGCCUCGGCUAUGACAAUAAAACAGGAAUCUUCACGGCACCAGCGGAGGGGUUUUUCUUGUUUCACCUCCACCUUUUGAAGACUAAAAACCAAGAAGCCUGGUUGGAACUGUUCCACAACGACGACCUCAUCGUCUCCGCAUACGCGCAAAACAGCACCCAGUUCGAUGCUGCUGGAAACUCGGUGAUACUGUGGGUGAUGGCCGGAGACCGAGUGGACAUCCGAGCUCACAGACUGUCCGGUCUCUUCGGUAAACCAGACGAGCUCUACACAACCUUCUCUGGACAUUACGUCGGAGCCAAAUCUUAA